This is a messenger RNA of Meleagris gallopavo (turkey), 4087 nucleotides long. RefSeq names its product calcium homeostasis modulator 1 (gene CALHM1). Gene Ontology annotation, cellular component: plasma membrane. Gene Ontology annotation, molecular function: monoatomic cation channel activity. The record is from RefSeq and is a predicted model, not a curated record. Lineage: Eukaryota; Metazoa; Chordata; Aves; Galliformes; Phasianidae.
UGAGAUGUAGGAGAGCAACAACAAAACCCACUUCUUUUUGGUUUGUUCUUUAGAAGCUAAGCUCUGGGUGAUGCAGAUUUUGAGGGGGAAGCUUUGGAGCCCCAUUUUCCAUAUAUGUUAUCAGAGCAGAGGUGGGGCAUCCUAUCCAGCGUGGGAGGAACCCAGCAGCCCUGCUGAAUUUGCAAGCAGGUUCACAGAGCCCAACUAGCAAGCCCCCUUCCUGCCAGGGCACAGAUUGCUUUGGGCAGAGCACAGCCAAGGCAGCACCUGUGCCCAGCAGCCAGGAGGACUCGUGACAGGGAGACUGCAGAAAUGAGGACGUAGAGAAGAAUGGAGCCAGAUUUAGCAAAUGAGAAACAACCCAGGUCCCAGGAACACGAGGAAGAGUGAGAGGACACAAACCUUGAAGUUCUGCAAGCAGCAAAAUAAACAGGAAAAAAAAAAAGGUUGCAUUUCCUGUGUUAAAUAUUGAGGCUGUCAGACCAUGUAAGUGAAUUGCUGAACUGUACAAAGACUUGCUGAUGUCCAUCUUUGCAGAGAGGUUUUGAAAGAAUGAAGUAAACCAAAGGCUCAGCUCCCGCAAUAAGGGAGGAAUUGUUUCAGGAGGAAAAUGGACAAGUUUCGAAUGGUCUUCCAGUUCCUCCAGUCCAACCAGGAGUCCUUCAUGAGUGGCAUCUGUGGGAUCAUGGCCCUGGCCAGCGCCCAGCUGUACUCAGCCUUUGAUUUCAACUGUCCCUGCCUGCCACGCUACAACCUGGCCUACGGGCUGGGCGUCCUCCUGGUGCCUCCCCUCAUCCUGUUCCUGCUGGGCUUUGUGCUGAACAACAACGUGUCCAUGCUGACUGAGGAGUGGAGGCGACCCCAGGGCCAGCGGGGGAAGGAUGCGGCUGUCCUGCGUUACAUGUUCUGCUCCAUGGCACAGCGGGCCAUGAUCGCCCCAGCUGUCUGGGUGUCAGUGACAUUGCUGGACGGGAAGUGCAUCACGUGUGCUUUCUGCACCGCGCUGCCUGUGGAGGCCUUGGGCAAUGCCAGCCACCAUAGCCUCCCCCAGGGAGAGAUGAAGCGGGUCCUUGCCCGCAUCCCCUGCAAGGAGAUCUAUGAUGGGCAGGAGCUCGUCGCCAAUGAAGUGGCCAUCAGGUACCUGCGCUGCAUCUCACAGGCCCUGGGCUGGUGCUUCGUACUGCUGAUGACCACACUGGCAUUCUUGGUCAGAUCUCUCCGGCCCUGCUUCACCCAAGCUGUCUUCCUGAAGAGCAGGUAUUGGUCCCACUACAUUGACAUCGAGCGCAAGCUGUUUGAUGAGACCUGUGCAGAGCAUGCCAAGAGCUUUGCCAAGGUCUGCAUCCAGCAGUUCUUCCAGAACAUGAGCAAAGACCUGGUGGCAACUCACUGCCACCCACCCAGAAAAGCCCCCACAGAGGAUGGGGAAGCUUCAGAGAAACUUUUAGGCAUCACCGAUUGGGGCACCAUGAACACGGCCCUAAAAAGCUGGCACAGGUGCAAGCCCCCGCUGCACCUCCACCCAGCUGCACCCCGCAGCAGCAAUGGCUCGGCUGGGGAAUGGCAGCCCCCCACACAACCCCACACACAGCCCCCUGCUUCCCGGCGGGAAGCUGUGGCCUACUAUAGCGGGGUGUGAGCAGAAGCAGAGCCACAGUUUUGGGAGAAGGACUGUGGGGUGACAAGCACCCAAAGGGCAGCACUGGCACCCAGGUGACUCCAUCUGCUCUCCAUAUGCAGCCCUACAAGCCUGCGUAAUGCAGACAAUGAGCUUUGGGUUGAACAAGGCAGCUGGCCAAGGCCUCAAUGUGAUAGAUGAGCCCUGGGGAUCCUGGGGCAUAUUGUGCAUCCCAUGGCACCAUGCCACAGGUCUGUGUGGGAGCAGUUGCUGACGCAUACGUGCAAAACUUCCUUUCUUUCAUCACAUGCACUUCAUGGCCUGUGACAGAGCUGGAGCGGGAAGAGCUCCCUGCAACACCAAGCAAGGAGUGCUGUGCAUUUGGGCAGCAUUGCAAUAUCCCCAGUAAAGAAUCAAGCUGAGCUGCCUGUCUCCCCAUCAGCCCCACCAUGCACUGACCCCUACGCACACAUGCAGUUUCCAGGCCAUGAGAAGAUUUAAAAUAAAGAUGAUGCAAAAAAUAAACCAGUGAAGGGGUAUCCUACAUUGUGAUAGAAGCAGUGUGGUUGGUGUCAUGGGUACGGCUCAAGGGGAAACUCCUGAAACGGGAGUUCAGGACCAGGAGAGAGGGCCAAGCUGACCCUCCUGUCAAGAACUUUCUGCAGGAUGCUCCAUUCUUGCAGCUUCACCUGGAUUCCUCUCCAGCAUGAAGAUGAACGUUGUACAUCAGCCCAGGUGUUUGUUUGAGAAGCCAGCUCCAAAUAAAUGCUUCAGGCUUACUGUUCAGGUUUAAUGCACAAGAGUCAUAAAGGCUGUUUAUAAAACCAUUGGGGUUUCUUUAUUUCAGUGCAGGGACAAGGAGCUGGGGCAGCAUGUGGGACUGGCACUGGGCCAGCCACAGCCCACGGAGGAACAGUUGGGUCAGCCACAUGGCUGCAGGGUGCAGCAUCAACCUUUUGCAACAGCGGGCGGGCACUGAUUUCCAUACAGCCCAGGGAUGAUGGAACCCAAGGCCUCGAGGCAGCAAUGGAAAUCUCUCCAUUCACUCCUUGCUCUCAUUGCAUUAGCAGCACACAGGAGAAAAAAAGCUUUUAGAAACACAAAUUUUACCCCCACUGCGUCCCUUUCUAAAUGUUCACCCCCUUGAAAUUUCUCCUACCGCAUUCUUGUUUAAACUAACCCAUUAUGGCUCACUGGUAACUGAGGUGACUGUUGUGAACAUAAACCUUAAUUACCAGUGUCUUAACUCCACAGAGGCUGUGGGGAGAGAAGAACAAAGGACAAAAUGACAAUGGAAUUCUUUGGGCUGCUCUGUAGCAUGAACCAGCCCAUAGUCAAAGGCUGAGAGUGGCUGACUCCCGGGAGAAAGGAGCAUGACACAGAUUUAUCAUUAAUCUUCACACCCCAAACUGUAAUUAAAGCACCUGCCCAGAAAUUAAUAGGCACAAAACCUGAUUUACAAGCAAAGGAGAUUAAAAGAUAAAGGCGGUUUCCACUCCCAUUAUUUGCAGCUCAGCACGGCUCAUGGCUCACCCAGAAAGCUGUACCCCAAGUCCCACCACAGCUGUGAUCAGCAUGUGGGGCCAGCCAGCUCCAUCCACAUGCCAUUUGCAAAGAAAAGCUUUUGGAGUUUCAGUUUAGAUUUUGAGAUCAAAGCUCUGUCCCAUGCAGCAAUUUUGGCAGUCCCUGCAGAGCAGGAAGGAUGAUCUCCCUGUGCUGGCAUUUGUCUCAGCAGUUUUUCUGGAUUUUGGGGAUGUAUCUCAUCACUGGUGGGAGCAGACCCCUCACUGGGGGAUGCAGCGUGGCUCCCGCAGGCUGCAGUCCUGACACAGAGCAUAUUUGGUAGUGGGGCUCCUGGUGGAGUUGUGGGACUGCCAUGCAUGCAGUGCACUCCAGCACUGCACUGCUGCAAAAACCAGGGUCAGCACACAGGGAUGGGGUAAGGCUAGAGCCAAACCCAGGCUGGGAGGUGAGGGGUACUCGGGACAAAGAUCUCAGCUGGACCACAGACAUUGGCUUAGCACAGGUUUCGGUCUGGGCAGAGGAGAACGUGAGUGUUACUUGAAGGUUUGCCUGGGCUGAAGAGAUCAUCAUGAAAGCACUGAGCUUAACCCUGGAGACAUGGUGACAAAGUGGCUGGGGAAAAGGGACUGAGCCUCUGGCCUCUGUGACAGGCUGGAACUGGAGACAAGGGACAGCAGAGAGGAGAAAGCGAGGCAUCAGUCUACAGAGGAAGUGGAAAGCAAAAAGGCAGAGAAAGACGGGAACAUGCUGCAAUCUCCAGCUCAAGGGCUGCACUCAGCCCCAAACACCCGACUUGUUCCACACAAACCACAGCACUGCAUAGCAGCCAUUACACCCCUCUGCUCAAUCCACGAGAGUGGGUCCAUCCCAGAGGCAAAAAGCAAAACCUGACAGAGUUUGUGGUGAUGAGUUCCUGCUCCUCUCGAAAACCCAGCCAGACUGGCA